AAUGGAGCCAAUUCCUCUGAAAAGCCGACAGUGGAGCAGUUGAAACUACCGGCAGGACGCAAAAUUGGAAAGUUAGUGGUGACACGAGGAGGUCGCGUGUAUCUUCGUGCCGGUGGCCAUUCUAUGGAUGUGGCCCACACAGCGUCAGAAAACCAGCAUCAGGGUGUUGUGAUGGUUGAGACGGCCCGGGACGUUCAUGCUAUGCAAAAUGGGUGUGGCCGAUUUGGAGAGGGAGCGUUAUAUCGAGAUGGAACUAAUGCCGUUUACUAUUUGGGACAAGUGCGACAUCAUCUUACAGCAUCUCUUGACUGGAAGGAUCUUAGGCCGAUUGGAAUGGAAAAACCAGCAGCAGCACGUGAUGGCAUGAUGUCGCCGUCUAAAACAGCCAAACCAGUGGACUUAGAGCGUAUGCAGAAGGAAUUGACCGUGCUACAGCAAGAGAGAGUUGCCGAUAUGGCGGCUGCACUGAGAAGAUGGAAUGCCUCUUAG
This is a messenger RNA of Strongylus vulgaris, 489 nucleotides long. The record is from the annotation of a GenBank genome assembly. NCBI's taxonomy places the organism in Eukaryota, Metazoa, Nematoda, Chromadorea, Rhabditida, Strongylidae.